GAUUUCAUCACCUACCCAUUUCAAGCUACACGUAGUAUUCAGCUUCAUUAUUAUCAUAAGGAUGAGGUCUAAAUCCCAACUCGUCGAUUUCAACCAGCUCCCUUCCUUCCUCGACUACUCUGCCCACUUCUCUUUUUGGCUCUCCAACGGCUUUCAAAGGUCAAUUUGAUUUCAUCACCUACCCAUUUGAAGCUACACGUAGUAUUCAGCUUCAUUAUUAUCAUAACGACGAGGUCAGUUAAGUUUGCUUUCAUCACAUAUCCCUCCCGUCUCAAACCCUCUAUAAAUUGUGUUGAGAUGGCUCACUACAGCAGUCGAAAAUUUUCAAGUCAAAAUUGUGUGUGAUGGCUGGUGUCACUGAUGAAAUCAAUUGUCGGUUUAAGCUGACUGUAACAUUUACACUAGAGACUGGGAAUUUUUCCAACUAUAGUCAGGUGGAGAACAGGAUCAGGAGACUCUACCAUUUCCUCCAAAAUCCAGACCUGCGAACAAGAGGUCAGGCAACAAAUGCGGUGCUGAGGCAACAGAACAUAGAGAUCAAGGCCAUGAUGAGAGGUGGACUUACUCAGCAUCUAUAUGAUGGGAAGCUUCAUGACAUGGUUGAUAGUGACAACAACUUAACAUGGAGUGAAUUCCAGGUGGAGCCCGUUAAUUUCGAGGUGUGCUCCACUGACAAAGACGAAGACGAGACCUGAAGAUAGAGCGUUCCUUAUUUCGUUGUUUCUCGUCGUGGGUGUGUGUCCGUUGUUUCGUAAUUUCUCUCGUUGAGUGUGUGCUAGCGUCGUGUUCGUAGGGGUUGUGUUAGCGAGGCCUCGUGCCUUGAGUUAUUUCCCUAAUUAGCCAGCCUUUAUUUCCCUAAUUAGCCAGCCUUUUCCCAAGGAUGGCCCAGCAAUUGUUAAUGAAUGAAGCCCUAGUGGGUGCAUUAAGGGUACUAUUUAUUUACAUUUACAAUACAGGGAAGUUGUUAAGGUUCAACGAUGAUGCUCAAAUAUUGGCUAUAUAUAUGAAGAAAAU
Molecule: messenger RNA, 1014 nt
Organism: Tripterygium wilfordii
Lineage: Eukaryota; Viridiplantae; Streptophyta; Magnoliopsida; Celastrales; Celastraceae
Exons: 2
Coding region: 345-695 (116 amino acids)
Source: RefSeq, a predicted model, not a curated record